Molecule: messenger RNA, 627 nt
Organism: Culicoides brevitarsis
Lineage: Eukaryota; Metazoa; Arthropoda; Insecta; Diptera; Ceratopogonidae
Gene: DCTN6-p27
Product: dynactin subunit 6
Exons: 3
Coding region: 82-615 (177 amino acids)
Biological process (GO): mitotic spindle organization
Cellular component (GO): dynactin complex
Molecular function (GO): dynein complex binding
Source: RefSeq, a predicted model, not a curated record
AUCACUCUGUUUACUAAAAAAAUUUCAGGGCAGAGCCUUAAAAGCCCAUUUUUGACUAAAAUCUUCAUUCCAACUCACAAAAUGUCGAUAAAAAAUGACAUAAAAAUCAUGCCAAAGGCAGUUGUUGUCGAUGAAUGUACUUUAAGGGGUGACAUCACUAUCGGAGCAGGAUCUGUUGUUCAUCCCGGAGCUUGUAUUAUCGCUGAAGGAGGUCCCAUCAUAAUCGGCGAAAAUUGCAUCUUUGAAGAGUAUUCAACGAUCAUUAAUAAAACCCUGCCAACGGAUUCCGAGCCUGUAACGAUGACAAUUGGUCCAAAUAACAUUUUUGAAGUCGGUUGUCGGAUCGAAAGUCGAAAUAUCGGAGAAAAAAACAUUUUUGAGUGCAAAAGUUUCGCAUCGCCCAACGUGAAAGUAGGCAAUGGAUGCAUAAUUGGAGCUGGAUGUCAAUUGCAAGGCGAACAAGAGUUGAAAGAAAAUACCGUGGUGUUUGGGAAGGAUUGUCAACAACGUGAAGCGAUCGAGAAACAAGGUUCACACAUUUUGCAAGUUGAUUUUCUGAGGAAAGUUCUUCCGAAUUAUCAUCAUUUGAAGAAUAAAAAGAAACCGGGCGCUUAAAUAAUCUCUCAC